AGCAAGAGGGGAAGGUUUGUGACCCGCUGUGCUCGGCCGAGGGCUGCUGGGGAGCCGGGCCCGGGCAGUGCCUGUCCUGCCGCUACUACAGCAGGAGGGGGGUCUGCGUGCCCACCUGCCGCUUCACCGAGGGGGACCCCCGCGAGUUCUCUCAGGACGGGGAAUGCUCCGAGUGCCACCCGGAGUGCGAGCGCAUCCCCGGGGGGGUCACCUGCAACGGCUCGGGCGCCGACACCUGCACGCGCUGCGCUCACUAUCGCGACGGGCCGCACUGCGUGGAGCGAUGUCCCGAUGGGGUCCUGGGGGAGCGCGGCCCCAUCUUCAAAUUCCCCGACGGGAACCGGGAGUGCCGGCCCUGCCACGAGAACUGCACCCGGGGAUGUGUGGGGCCGCUGCUGCGGGACUGCCUGGGGGACACCCUGCCCGUGUCCCGGCGGACCCCGACGCUGAUCGCGGUGCUGGCGGUCGGGGCCGUUUUCCUCUCGUGCUCGCUGGUGCUGCUGGCGCUGCUCUACUGGAGGGGGAAGAAGAUCCAGAAGAAACGGGCGAUGAGGCGGUACCUGGAGCGGGGAGAGAGCCUGGAGCCGCUGGAUCCCAGUGAAAAAGCCAACAAGGUCCUGGCGCGGAUCUUCAAGGAGACGGAGCUGAGGCGCCUCAAGGUGCUGGGCUCCGGCGUCUUCGGCACCGUGCACAAGGGUAUCUGGAUCCCGGACGGGGAUUCCAUCAAGAUCCCGGUGAGCAUCAAGGUGAUCCAGGACUGGAGCGGGCAGCAAUCGUUCCACGCUGUCACCGACCACAUGCUGGCCAUCGGCAGCCUGGACCACUCGUACAUCGUGCGUUUGCUGGGGAUCUGCCCGGGGCCGCAGUUGCAGUUGGUGACGCAGCUGCUGCCCCUGGGCUCGCUGCUCGAGCACCUGCGCAAGAAACGCGGCUCCAUCAGCCCCCAGCUGCUCCUCAACUGGUGCGUGCAGGUGGCCAAGGGCAUGUAUUACCUGGAGGAACACCGCAUGGUGCACCGGAACCUGGCUGCUCGGAACGUGCUGCUCAAAUCCCCCAGCCAGGUGCAGGUGGCCGAUUUCGGGAUCGCGGAUUUGCUCUACCCCGACGAUAAAAAAUAUUUCUACAACGAGCUCAAGGUGGGGGGACCCCAAAUGCUACCCCCCAUCAAGUGGAUGGCCCUGGAGAGCAUUCACUUUGGCCGCUACACGCACCAGAGCGACGUGUGGAGCUACGGGGUGACACUCUGGGAGAUGAUGACGUUCGGGGCCGAGCCGUACUCCGGGAUCCGCCUGGCCGAGGUUCCGGAUCUGCUGGAGAAGGGAGAGCGGCUCCCGCAGCCCCAGAUCUGCACCAUCGACGUCUACAUGGUCAUGGUCAAGUGCUGGAUGAUCGAUGAGAACAUCCGUCCCACCUUCAAGGAAUUGGCCAACGAGUUCACCCGCAUGGCCCGGGACCCGCCGCGCUACCUGGUCAUCAAGGAGAGCGGGGCCGCCCCCCCCGCCGAGCCCCCUCCCCUGAGCGAGAAGGAGCUGGACGAGGUGGAGACCCUGGAGCUGGAGGAGGAGGAGGAGGAGGAGGAAGAGGAGGAGGAGGAGGAGGAGCUGGACGUGGCCUUCGGCCUCGCGGCCGGGCUGUGCCCGCAGCGCCCGAGGGGCGGCAGCGCCCGGAGCCCGAGCCUGCUGAGCGCCCCCGCCGGGUACAUCCCCAUGAACCAGCCCGGCCUCGGCUGCGCCCCGCCCGGUACCGGGGGCUGGGGGGGUCGGGGGGCUCGGGGGGCUCGGGGGGGGGGUCCCCUGGGCCGGACGGUGUCGGAAUCGUCCGAGGGUCGCGGGACGGGCUCGGAGCUGGAGCUGGGUGAGGGGGGGUCCCUCGGGGGUCGCAGCCGCCGCUCCCGGGGGGACAGCGCGUACCUGUCCCAGCGCGGGAGCCUCCCCCCCGCCGCCCCCCCGCCCGACGAGGACCCCAAUGGAUACGUGACCCCCAACUGCGGCCUCCGCGGUGAGGAGGGGGCUUCAGCGGGGCCCCCGGCCGUUGCUCGCCGCGAGGAGGUGGGCUCGGACCCCCCCGGAGCCCCCCAAAAGCGGGGCAGACCCCGGGAUGACGAUGAGGAGGAGGAUGAAGAUGAAGAAGAGGAAGAUUACGAAUACAUGAACAAACAACCCCGCCUCAGCCGCUCGCUCCUCGCCGAGCCCACCCCGGGGGUCCCCGCAGCCCCCCACCACCAUCAUCACCACCACGGCUACACCGAAAUGAGGCGGGGGGCGCCCCCCGCGACCCCCGAGGGGGAGGAGGAAGAGGAGGAGGAGGAGGAAGGCUACGAGGAGAUGGAGGCGCUGCCGCGGCCGCGCUGCCCCGGCUGCCGGCGACCCCCGCCCACCCCCGCGACCCCCAUGAAGCCCCUGCGGAGCUUGGAAGCCUCGGACUGCGCCUUCGAUAAUCCCGAUUAUUGGCACAGCCGCCUCUUCGCCAAAGCCCAGCGGACUUAGAGACCCCUCCCCAAAUCCCCGGGACCCCUCCCCAACCCCCCGGGACCCCUCCCCAAAUUGGGGGGCUCAGGAUGGAUGAA
Molecule: messenger RNA, 2566 nt
Organism: Poecile atricapillus (Black-capped chickadee)
Lineage: Eukaryota; Metazoa; Chordata; Aves; Passeriformes; Paridae
Product: receptor tyrosine-protein kinase erbB-3-like
Biological process (GO): protein phosphorylation; cell surface receptor protein tyrosine kinase signaling pathway; multicellular organism development
Cellular component (GO): signaling receptor complex; basal plasma membrane
Molecular function (GO): neuregulin binding; neuregulin receptor activity; protein kinase activity
Source: RefSeq, a predicted model, not a curated record